Paramecium sonneborni is the source of this 1588-nucleotide messenger RNA. Lineage: Eukaryota; Ciliophora; Oligohymenophorea; Peniculida; Parameciidae. The record is from the annotation of a GenBank genome assembly.
AUGGAAACAUAGCAAAAAUAACUUGAUGUAAUUAGUUUCUUUUAAAAUAUAGGUCUCUGUAUUUUCAUACAAACCUGAUCUCAAUGAUAAAUCAAAAAUAAAGUACAAUAUAUCAAUUACUUUUGAUAACCAAUCUUGGAUCAUUACAAAAAGGUAAUUGAUCUUACUAGAUUUAUAGAUAUUCUGAAUUUGAUGAUCUCUAAAAAUAAUUAAAGAUUUGUUUUAGAAAUUAGUUGCCAGAGUUACCAAAAAAGACAUAUACGUCUUUUUUGUUAUCAAAAACUCAUGACGAUAUUGAGUAAAGGAGAAUAGGACUUGAUAAAUACUUAAAGGUAGAUUAAUUAUGUAUAAUUAGAUGUUAACUUAAAAAAAAGAGAUUUUGUCAUCAAAUCAAAUGAAAGAGUUCUUAUAAUUAGAGGAACAUGCAAAAAUAUUAGUUGUAAAUGAGCCAUAAAUAGUUCAUGAAUUUAGUGGUUUUCUACAUGGAAUAAGAGAUUUUAACCUUUGUGUGGGGUAGGGAAUAUUAUAUGUUGUGAAUUCUGAUUAUUCUAUAUUUAACCGAUUGGAUGCAUAUCUUUAAAACAUGAAGGGACCCUGGGAAAAAGAGGAUGGAAAAUAGACAGUAAUGCCUGUGGGAUGUAUAGAAUGUUGGACAGAAUCAUAAGAUGGAAUUUAUACACGUUAAUGGGCUAAGAUGUAUAAUUCAUAAGCAAUCUGUUGUUUUUGGGAUCCAUCAGCAUUUGUUUUGUUAGUAGGGUAUUUUUAAGAAUUAAUUCAAAUAUAGUCUUGAUAGUGGUUCAAUUAAUUAUUUAAAGGUACCUUACAGCUUAGGAUUCAAGAGAUGUGAAAAUGACACGGAGAUUGAAUAACAUUCAAGCAGAGUUACAGGAUUAUAUUUUGAUAAUGAAAGAUCUUUAAUUCAUUCAGUUUCGAAGGAUUAAAGAUAUAAAAUUAGAAAUACCGUUAAAUCUAUACUCAUUUAUGGUAUUGAUAGAAUUUAUAAAUAUAAAUAGAUAAUGAAAUUAGUCCAUAUGAAUUGACUGAUAUUGUAGUUAGUAAGUCUCGUAAGAAAUCAUUUGUGUCUGAUAAGAAUGGAUUUAUUUAUAUGUUUAACAUAAAUGAGGUAUUACAAUAUUUAAAAACAGGAUAAAGUGGUUUAGCUGAAUAUGAUUAACAUAAAUAUAAGACUUUUGAAAUGUUUAAAAUUAGAUUCAAAUCAAAAUCUUCUAAUGGCAAUGGGUUAAGAAAAUGGAGAAAUUAUUAUGAUAGACAUAGGACCAGUAAAUUGUGAAAAGCAACUUCAAUAGAUUAAUUAACUUAAUACUUAAAUUAAAGGAUAUAGAUACUGUUAUUCAUAUAAACGUAAGGAAUUGUUUGUUGGAACAAUUGAAGGUACAAUUUAAUUUUGGGAUCUUAAUACAAAAUAAUUAAUAUAUGUAAUAAAAGCACAUGAUUCAGAAAUUACACAAAUGUAGUGGAUUGAAGAGGAUCAACAUUUAUUAACUUCGAGUAGAGAUAAAGAAAUUAAAACAUGGAAAUUACCUUAAAAUUGGAGAGAUAAACCAGUUAUAUGAAUUUAAUACUCAAU